GCCCCUCCCUUGCCCCUUGGCCCUUAUCCUCCUCAGCCACAGCGAGAACGUGUCGCAGUGGCUAAGGAGUGAGUGAGUGAGUGAGCUUCAGAGUAGCCCCUGGAGGCGACUGUCGUUCGCUCUCUCUCACACUAGCGGAUGGAGAGCGUCGACAGAUUGGAGCUCGGAUCGAGCUUUAUUAAGGCCGGACAGAUUUGUGUGUGCUGCGCGAGAAACGAUGGGUUUGCAAUUCUCUAUAUUUGGGAGGCAAAUCCGAAGCCCUCGGCAGGCAGAUCUUGGCACUUUAAAGGCGAUCGGUUAGAUGGAUGAUGACGAUGCCGAUGAUAACCUACAGCUAAAUUCAGAGAAACCGCCAAAACAAUGUUGAAAUGUAGUCUCAGGAGAUAGCAGGGCCUAUUAUUAAGCCCCCAAUCAUACUUAUGGCUAAAUUUGGCCCAAAAGCUGCAACUAAAUUUGGCUCUCGAAAAGGGCUUCUCCAAAGUAUUCGAUGGGCGCCACAAACCCCUUUUGCUGGAGUGUGCUGUGAUGUGGUCGAUUUUGAGCCCAAUGUCCUUCCCAAGGUCUCCUCUUCCUCCUUUUUCGGGAACAGUCGGAUUUUCGUGACCGACCUCCUUCACCACGUCGACACCAAUCCACAAUCUCUGACCCCGGAUCAUCAUCCCAAUCGUGACCAAAGUGAACUUCCCCGAUGAAAUUGAUCAUGGCCAUUUCUUCCGUUGACACAUCCGACACCUUUUACUGGC
Messenger RNA from Marchantia polymorpha subsp. ruderalis, 743 nucleotides. Lineage: Eukaryota; Viridiplantae; Streptophyta; Marchantiopsida; Marchantiales; Marchantiaceae. The record is from the annotation of a GenBank genome assembly.